Molecule: messenger RNA, 1101 nt
Organism: Sugiyamaella lignohabitans
Lineage: Eukaryota; Fungi; Ascomycota; Dipodascomycetes; Dipodascales; Trichomonascaceae
Gene: MTG1
Product: putative GTPase MTG1
Exons: 1
Coding region: 1-1101 (366 amino acids)
Cellular component (GO): mitochondrion
Molecular function (GO): GTPase activity; GTP binding
Source: RefSeq, a predicted model, not a curated record
AUGUCAACAGAGGUGCCAUCAGAGCCCACCAAACAUAAAUUCGUACCUCGACCGAGCUUCCCAGAUUAUAAUAUACCUCUUGCGAAUUUCCAUGGACAUCAUAGGAAAGCGUUGCAAUCGAUGCAUCAGACUGCGCUACAAGUGGAUCUGGUACUGGAACUACGAGACUCGCGAGCACCACUUUCUUCGAUAAACUUAUUAUUCGACAAAGUCUUGGGACAUAAGAAUAAGCUCGUUUUGUACACCAAGAACGAUUUGAGUGGAAUUAAGAAUGCAACUGAGUUAUAUGAAGCAUGGCAUCCGCAUCAAAAAUUUUUAAAUAUUGACUGUAGAAGCACUGCUGAUGCCAACAAGGUGUUGUCAGCAGCGAAACAGUUAUACGAUGAACUGGAACCAAAACCGCCUCUGGGUUUGAGGUUACUUAUUACUGGUAUGCCCAAUGCCGGCAAAAGCACUUUCUUGAAUACUCUGAGAAAGGUGGGCACGGGAGAGCGUCAUAAAGUAGCCAGUACAGGAGAAAUGCCUGGUGUCACCAGAAGCAUAUCAGAAACGAUUCGCAUCUCACGAGAUCCAAACAUUUAUAUUUUUGAUACACCUGGUGUAUUUGUACCACAAGUCAAGAACUCUGAAGAUAUGCUGAAAAUGUGCUUAAUUAACGCUGUCAAACGAAGUCAUGUCGACCCUGUGGUCCUAGCAGAUUAUCUUCUGUACCGUAUCAAUAAACAAUACCCAGACGGCAAACCAUAUCUAAAAUAUACCGGACGACCAACUAACAACAUCGACUUUUUAUUAAGAAGUAUAGUGAAAAGGAGGCUGUCACGUAGAAACUCCGCUACAAAAGAUAACAACAAGGCAAAGGCCAGUAAUAAUGGAGACAAGUCCAAGGGCACAAAAAUUGUAGAUUUCAAUGAGAAUGGUGAAGCCCUGGACUGGAUCGAGAAAUGGACAAAGGGCAAGGGACCCAAAAUUGUACUCGAUGAUGUCAAUGAACCUGAUUGCUAUGCAAAGACUAUAGAAGAGCAACAGACGCGACUUAGUAGUUUUGAUCUCGGUCCGCUCAAAGUGAAAUCAUUUCAGAAGAAGAGGCUGAUGCUCCGGUAA